Molecule: messenger RNA, 9846 nt
Organism: Bacidia gigantensis
Lineage: Eukaryota; Fungi; Ascomycota; Lecanoromycetes; Lecanorales; Ramalinaceae
Exons: 10
Coding region: 1-9846 (3281 amino acids)
Molecular function (GO): protein binding; RNA binding; helicase activity
Source: RefSeq, a predicted model, not a curated record
AUGUCAGGCCGAGAUCGAGGCAACCGGGGCCGCGGUGACCGCGGUGGUCACGAUAGCCGUGGAAGAGGUGGUAGAGGCAGAGGAGGAGACGGUCCAGGGUUUCGGGGCGGGCGAGGUGGAGGACGAGGUGGAGGACAUGGUGAUGGGGGCGGGGUAGAGGUUUUCUCCUCUCCAGAUCAAUCCAUUCCUCCUCCUAGUACUCAAGUCACGAAAGUUGAGGAUCUAUUCCAAAAAAGUCUGUCUUCCGGCGAGUCGCUGGGCAUUGGGCGUCUUCAAAUAGGUCCAAAGUUUCCUGACCGACCCGGGUAUGGCACCAAAGGGCAAAAGGUCAUACUAUGGGCGAAUUACUUUGAAAUGAUUCCCAGCCCAGAUCUCGUCCUUUAUCGCUACAACGUCGCUGUGCAGCCUGCUGCGUUGGGCAAGAAAUUGAGCCAGAUCAUCAGACUAUUACUAGAACUCCCAGGGUAUAGCGAAGUCCGUGAUGACAUAGUCACUGAUUUCAAGUCUACCAUUGUCUCUCGUCGGAAGCUUCUUACUGGCCCCAACACAGCCAGACCAGCAAUUCAGUACCGAGCGGAGGGCGAAGAUGACCCAAGGGUUAACGCACAAACUUAUCAGCUACGUGUCGAAGAAACGGGAACCCUCACCGUUUCCGAGCUCAUUGACUAUCUAUCUUCCACAAAUGCAAACACGACAUAUGCAAACAAGCUACCUAUUUUGCAAGCUCUCAAUAUAUUUUUGGGCCAUCAUGCUAAGUUGGCUCCUUCAGUCGCCACGGUCGGGAGUAGUAAAAGCUUCUCACUGGCUCAGGACUCUCCAAAAUGGGACCUUGGUGCCGGUCUGACCGCUCUCAGAGGGUUUUUCUCAAGUGUUCGAGCAGCGACAUGCCGCAUCCUCGUGAACGUGAAUGUCAGUCAUGGUGCCUUUUACGACGCCAUACCUUUAGAUCAGUUGAUUCAGAAGUAUGGCUCAGCGCAUCAAUUCAAUCGAAUAAAGCUGCAGUCCUUCCUCAAGAGAGUGCGAGUAAGGGUGACCCAUCUAGGUGAAAAGAAAAAUAAAGCCGGCGAAUCCAUUCCAAAGGUCAAAACUAUAUUUGGGCUUGCAGACAAAAAUGACGGUCACAGUCUGGAACAUCCACCACGCGUGCAGAGCUUUGGUGCAGGGCCGAAAGAUGUAGAAUUCUUUCUUGCGGAUACCUCCGGAGCGCCACCGACUUCAUCGACAGGUCAAGCCGCCGGGGCACCAGGCAGUAAGAAAAAAGGCAAGGGGAAGAAGGGCGGCGAGUCCAGUCAGGGGCCAGGUCAAGCGGCUCCACAGGGCGGCAGGUAUAUUACCGUCUACGACUUUUUCAAAAAUGUCCACGGCCGGUCGAUCGCAAUCCCAAAUUUGCCCGUUGUCAACGUCGGGAACAGGGAAAAUCCAAGUUAUCUCCCCGCUGAAGUUUGUAUUAUAAUGCCCGGACAGAACUCACAGUCAAAGCUUGAUCCCGGUCAAACCCAACAAAUGAUCCGUUUCGCCGUUCGCAAGCCCUGGGAGAAUGCAAAUUCCAUAACACAAGAAGGUGUCCGUACUGUCGGCCUUCUGCCACGGGUGAACAGCAGUCUGGGCCAUUUUGGUAUAUCGGUGAUGGCGAAUUUGAUUACAGUCCCAGGUCGUGUCCUGAAUGAGCCCAAGGUGAAAUAUAAACAAGAUAAAUCACCUUUCAUUCGAGGGGGAAGCUGGAAUAUGCAAGAUAUCAAGUUCAAUACUGGAGGCACAUUGCGAAGCUGGACGUACUUGAUGAUUUCUAUGGGUGGCUCGCCGGACGCAUUCAAUCAAACUAGCCUACAAUCUACGGUGGCCCAAUUUCAUAAAGCUCUGCAAGAUAUUGGAAUCACGGCUGCGGCACCAGCGCCAGGAUCGAGGGUUGUGCUCGAUACUCCAGCUGAUCCGCGACUUGAGACCGCACUCAAGAAUGUUGCCAGUGGUGCGAAGGAGACCAGGCUGGUGCUGAUCAUCAUACCGACCGCAAACACAGUCUUAUACAACCGAGUCAAGCACAUUGGCGAUGUAAAGAUUGGCAUCCAUACAGUCUGCGUCGUUGGUUCCAAAUUUGUCAAAUCAUCGCCCCAAUACUUUGCAAAUGUCGCUCUCAAAUUCAACCUGAAACUCGGCGGUAUCAACCAGCUGCUUGACAACACGCGACUUGGUAUCAUCAACGAGGACAAGACUAUGGUCGUCGGUAUAGACGUAACUCACCCUUCACCUGGUUCCGCAUCGAAUGCACCAAGUGUAGCCGGCAUGGUAGCUAGCGUUGAUAGAUGGCUUGGACAAUGGCCGGCGGACCUUCGCAUCCAGGAAUCUCGUCAAGAGAUGGUGUCUGAGCUCGACACCAUGCUCAAAUCCCGUCUUACUCUCUGGAAGACGCAGGGGAAGCAUAAAGUCUUCCCUGAAAAUAUCCUCGUCUACCGUGACGGCGUUUCCGAAGGCCAGUACGCGACCGUCAUUGACACUGAGCUCCCGCUCUUACGCAAGGCUUGCGAAGGUCUUUAUCCACCUCCGGAUACGAAGAAGGGUCUCCCGCGUAUCACCAUAAUUAUCGUCGGUAAACGACACCAUACCCGAUUCUAUCCUACGGCUGCCAGUGAUGCCGACCGAUCCGCCAAUCCCAAAAAUGGCACAGUAGUCGACCGCGGCGUCACCGAAACCUGCAACUGGGACUUCUUCCUGCAGUCCCACACCGCGCUCCAAGGCACGGCACGGCCUGCUCACUACUAUAUCGUGCAUGACGAAAUAUUUUCCAAGCGAAAAGUUCCACCGCCUUUCCAGAACGUCGCUGACGUGCUCGAAGAUCUGACACACAGCAUGUGCUACCUUUUCGGUCGCGCCACCAAAGCUGUGAGCAUUUGCCCGCCUGCUUAUUAUGCAGAUAUUGUGUGUGAAAGGGCCAGAUGCUAUCUCAGCGGGCUUUUUGAUGCUAUUACGCCCUCAGGAACUCCAGCACAAAGUGUAUUGGGCGAUGGAGGACAUUCAGAGGCAAGGACGGAAGACUGUUCUAACGACCGAAUAGGCCUCAUGCUUUCCAAUUUGCCCGAGCGAAAUCAUGUUAGAAGCGGCAAGCUGAGGAUUGUUUUCGGUAAAACGUUGGCGGGAGAACAAGCCCUUCGGAGCAUCCAGAAUGUCAAGCUCUUCAUCGAAGCUAUUUGCGACCAGCCUGACCCGGUGAAAUGCGUUGAGAGGCUGAUUAGCAGUCCGAAAGGGCUGUCUGCAUUACAGUCAGCUCUGCGUUUAGACGUGUCAACCCAGUUUCUCAAUGCCUCUGCUACAAACUUCCUUCGGUACAUCCAGGAUCCUGAACUGAAAGUCGUCUGUAGGGGCGAGUUUCUUCAACAACUCAUCCUUACCAUUACUGACCCACCGAUCUUCUGGGACGCUUUCGUAAAAGCGCAGAGAACGGGUUGCCUGGAAGUCGAAGCUUUGCGGUGUUUCUCAUGGCUUCUGUUGCAGCUCAUCUGUCUCUCCGGAGACAAGGCUCCAUCCUACUACGGUGUUGCCAGAGAUCCUGUAGUUCAGAAGAUGUUCCUCGAAUGCUCGCAACUGGAGGUACGGAACACCGGACAGAAGAUCAUGCAUAUUAUCGACGCAGUCACCAAUCCUGAACAUUUGGAAGACGAAGGCCCGGGCGGUCGACAUGACAACGAUUUUGUGGAUAUCAGGCAGAUCACCAUCCUGCCUACCCCAGAUGAGCUAGCCUCGACCGAACCUCCAUACCUCCGUCGGGCCACAGAAAUAGCUGAGUGCCCUGAAUCAGGACGGCUUGCGAUGCAUAUCGACAACCAAUUUCGUCUCCUUCGCGAGGAUAUGCUCCGAGACCUAAGGGAAGAGCUUCAGGUCGCUGUUGGCUCGCGAAAGGGUCGCCGGAAGGGACUGCUCAUCGACGGUUUGACGAUUGACGGUAUCGAGUGCGACAAGCGCCAGUCAUGGUCAAUACGAUUGCAAUGCCGGAAUGACUUGUCCCAAUUGCCGAGUACGAAAUACGAUCUGCGAAAGAAAUUCAUCGUCGAAAACCGCAAAUUUAUGAAGCACCAAUCUCAAGCGUGCCUCAUCGCUGACGGACAAAUAGUUGCGUUGGUGACUAUCAAUAGGAAUGAAGACCUAUUGGCACACAACCCCCCGAUUUUAUGUGUACAAUUCACCGGAUCCGAAGGGUCCACCACCAAAGCUCUCCUUGGCUUGAAAUUGGCGAAGUCUGUUCGGCUGGUCCAGUUGAAUACAGCAGUAUUUGCAUACGAACCUAUUCUACAACAGCUUCAGAAUACUAAGCAACUAAUGCUGAGAGAUGAAAUCUUGCACUGUAAUCCAGAGAAAGCUUUACAGAGUUCCCCAUUACUGCAAUCUAAGUCUAUCACUGACUUGGUUGCCACGGUUCGGAGUGAUCCUUCAUGCGACCUUCAGCAAGCCUUAGGACUGCCAAAGCCAACACAGCUAGAUCCGUCCCAGGUGGAGUGCUUCAUGGCAAGCCUGACGCAGCGGUUGAGCUUGGUGCAAGGACCUCCAGGUCAGAGAAGCUCACUAUUCUCUUCGCUGUUCAGGCUGACUUUGAUAGGGACCGGUAAGUCUUUCAUUGGCGCCUUGAUUGCCAAAGCUAUUCAUCGAUCUUCAUCGCAGAAGAUUCUCGUCGUGUGCUACACGAAUCAUGCAUUGGAUCAGUUCCUGGAAGACCUCUUGAAGGUAGGUAUACCCGGUGAUAGUAUCGUUCGUCUUGGUUCUGCCGCAAAGUCAAGUACGGCAACCCAACCUCUAGUCCUAUCAGCGCAGCAAAGCACUUUCAAAUUGAAGAAAGAUGACUGGGAUAUUAUCAACCUACGGCAAAAUAAGGCAUCAGAGCAGGCAGAUCGACUUCGCAAUGCCUUUGCGGAUUCUCAGGCAAAGGCUGUGUCAAAAUCCGAUCUGCUGGCAUACCUCGAAUUCGACUUGGAAACCCCGGAGUUCUUUGAAGCCUUCAUUUUACCCGAUGAGACUAAUGGUAUGGUGAGGAUCGGCAAGAAGGGCAAAGCCAUGGACAGAUAUUACCUAAUUGACCGUUGGGCCCGUGGCCAGGAUGCUGGACCUUAUUCUGGCGCCCAAGCCGAAUUCCCGACGAUCUGGCAAAUGACCUAUCCUGAGAGAGCUGCGGCGCUGCAAACAUGGGAGAGAGACAUCCUCAAAGAGCGCUUUUCGAGGAUUUCCAGCUGCGGGAAGCAGUAUGGCGAGACAUUAGCCAAUAUUAACGCGCUGUUCAACGAGAAGGACAGGCGGAUUAUUCAGGGAAAGCGAAUCAUCGGUUGCACCACCACUGCCGCGGCCAAGCAUGUACAAAACAUUCAGUCUGCUUCACCUGAUAUACUCUUGGUUGAGGAAGCUGGGGAAAUCCUGGAAAGCCAUAUCUUGACCGCCCUCGGACCCGAAACCGAGCAAGCAAUUCUGAUUGGAGACCAUAAACAGCUUCGACCGAAGACUCAUCACGACCUUAGCAUAGAAAAAGGAGAUGGAUAUGACCUGAAUCGCUCGCUGUUCGAGAGACUUGUUCUUCAGGGAUUCCCUCACCAAGUUCUUUUGCAACAGCACCGCAUGCGACCAGAAAUCUCGUCCUUGGUCCGUCACCUUACUUAUCCAGGUCUGACUGACGCUCCAGGCACUCAAAACCGUCCUGCAUUACUUGGAUUCCAGGAUAAUCUGAUCUUUCUGAGCCACAACAAUCUGGAAGAGGAAACACACGAUACACCUGACUCGAAAGAUGGGAAUUCAACGUCGUCAAAGCAGAAUAACUUUGAAGCUCAAAUGACGCUGAAAUGCGUGCGUUAUCUCGCUCAGCAAGGCUAUGGGACAGGUCAAGUGGUAGUUCUGACACCAUAUUUGGCUCAGUUGCGUCUCCUAUUUGAGGUCCUGGGAAAAGAGAACGACCCAGUCCUGAAUGAUCUUGAUUCGUAUGAUUUGGUGCGAGCCGGGUUGAUGCCCGCAGCGACAGCUCAAGUUCAAAAGCGGCGGCUUCGGAUUUCGACGAUCGAUAAUUACCAAGGAGAAGAGAGCGAUAUCGUCGUUGCGUCAUUAACUCGAAGUAACGAUCACCACGAUAUCGGGUUCAUGUCGUCUCCGCAACGUCUCAAUGUCCUCCUCUCCCGCGCACGAAAUGCUCUCAUCUUGAUCGGCAAUGCAACAACGUUUCUAGACGCUCGUAAAGGUAAAGAGUUGUGGAGUGAGUUUAUGAGCCUGCUCAAAGGUGGUUCGCACAUUUACGACGGGUUCCCCGUAAAAUGCCAUGUUCAAUCCUGGAGAUGUCAUGCAAAAAACCCGGUCUCGUGCCGUCUAUGUGAUAAGGAGAAACGUGCCAAGGAGAAAUCGCUGCAGGAAGAGUUUGUGCGGCAGCAGAGGCGAGAGCAGAAACAAAAAGAGCAUGAGGCCGAGUUGACCAGAUUGGAUGAAGAGAUACAGAUGCUGAGAGCAACGAUUGCGGAUGGCCAAAUGUCAAAAGAAAUGGCACAAUCUUUAGAGCAAAAAAAGCAAGACCUGGCGGACGCCCGGGUCUUGGCGGAACGUCCAUCAAAGCCUUCCGUCAACACAAAAGGUCCUGCAAGUGCUCAGACUUCGCCUCUGACUCAUUGCGGCAAGGCCGUCAUCUUGGAUGGUGGUGCUACAGAUGAUGUGCGAGAGUCCAAGGAAAUUGGAUCUCAAGAUGAGCAAGCACGCUCGCCGUCGGAAAGGGAAUGGGACCGGCAGAAGCGUGUGGACAAUGCCUCAAACGGUGCCAUCGACUCUCUCAUGAAGAUGACUGGUCUAGAAGAAGUGAAAGCACAAGUGCUCAAGAUCAAGGCAAGGGCCGACACUGCCCUAAGGCAGAACACGAAUAUGAAGGAUGAAAGAUAUGGGAUCGUCCUAUUAGGCAAUCCCGGGACGGGUAAGACUCGAUAUCCAACUGCAUUGACCGGGUUAUUGACUGUGAAAACUUCAGGCAAAACCACCGUGGCUCGCCUCUACGCAAAAUUCCUGACUUCGAUGGGUGUUUUGUCAGGAAAUGAAUUCGUCGAGACCUCGGGAUCUCGUCUUGCAAAUGAUGGGGUUGCUGGGGCCAAGAAACAUCUUGAGACGCUUAUCAAUGCGGGUGGAGGUGCAUUCUUUCUCGACGAAGCCUACCAGCUUGCUCUCGGACAGAAUUACGGAGGCGCUUCGGUCCUUGAUUUCUUGCUUGCGGAGAUUGAAAAUCAGGUUGGGAAGAUUGUCUUCAUUUUCGCUGGUUACAACAAGCAGAUGGAGAAAUUCUUUGAACACAACCAGGGUUUUAGUAGCCGUAUGCCAUACCGCCUUCAGUUCGCCGACUACAAAGAUGCAGAAAUCCUUCAGAUGCUUGGUCAGCGGAUUCAGAGGAAAUACGACGGGAAAAUGCAAGUUGAGGGAGGCGUUGCCGGUCUGUAUGCACGUAUAGCUGUACGACGUCUUGGACGAGGGCGAGGCCGUGAAGGCUUUGGCAACGCGCGUGCUCUCGAAAACAUCUUAGCGAGGAUUUCGGAGCGGCAAGCUGAUCGCCUUCACCGGGAACGCGUUGCCGGGGCCAGGCCCAACGAUUUUCUCUUCAAAAAGGAAGACCUCAUUGGCCCGGAGCCGUCGAGAGCAAUCGUUGAAAGUGAUGCGUGGAAAGAGUUGCAGGCCUUGACUGGGCUCAAGGCCGUCAAGGAAACUAUGCAGGGCUUCCUUGACCGUAUCCACACCAACUAUCAACGCGAAUUGGAAGAAAAGGAGGUGAUUGAUGUGAGCCUGAAUCGUGUCUUCCUCGGCUCUCCUGGGACGGGGAAAACAUCCGUGGGGAAACUCUACGGCCAGGUACUAGCAGACAUGGGAAUCCUAUCGAACGGGGAAGUCGUCGUCAAGAAUCCGGCUGAUUUUGUUGGGAGCGUCUUGGGAGAAUCCGAGAAGAACACCAAGGCGAUCUUGAAAGCCACUGAAGGAAAAGUCCUUAUCAUCGAUGAAGCUUACAUGCUGUACUCGGGUGGCGCUGGUAUGAGCACAACGUCUGAUCCAUACAAGACCGCCGUUAUCGACACAAUAGUCGCCGAGGUCCAGAGCACACUAGGUGAAGAUCGAUGUGUCCUUCUCCUAGGGUACAAGGAAAAGAUGGAAGAAAUGUUUCGAAACACGAAUCCGGGCCUCUCUCGGCGAUUUGCACUUGAUAACGCCUUUGACUUCGAGGAUUUUGACGACGACCAGCUGCGAGAGAUUCUGGUGCUCAAACUCAAGAAGCAGUGCUUAGAAGCCACAGAGGAGGCCAAAGACAUUGCCAUAUCGAUGCUCGCCAGAGCUCGACACCGCCCUAACUUUGGCAACGCAGGAGAAGUUGAAAAUAUGAUUAGUCAUGCCAAAGCCUCACAUCAAACCCGGCAGUCAGCAAAGCCACUAUCUGGUCGAUCCGCCGACGUUAUUUUCGAGCCUCAAGACUUUGACGUGAACUUUGACAGGAGCGCGAAUGCAAGCGUGAAUUGUAGAGCGCUUUUCAAGGAUUUACUAGGCUGCGACGAUAUUAUUGGCAGGUUGGAGGGGUUUGUACAGAGCACGGGCAAGACCACCACUGCUCGCAAGAUGGGUCAGGUCUUUUACGAUAUGGGCUUCCUCUCAACGUCGGAUGUCCAUGAAUGCUCUGCUACAGACCUGGUCGCUGGAUAUGUAGGGCAGACAGGACCGAAGACAAUCCAGCUGCUCGAAAAGGCUCUCGGAAAGGUUCUUUUUGUGGAUGAGGCUUAUCGGUUGGGUGAAGGUGCUUUUGCGGCAGAGGCAAUUAACGAGCUUGUAGACAGCCUGACAAAGCCUCGAUUUGCCGGAAAAAUUAUCGUCAUCCUCGCGGGCUAUGAGGAUAGCAUGAAUGAGCUUCUCAGUGUCAAUCAAGGAUUAUCAAGCCGAUUUUCAGAAGAGGUUAUCUUUACUAACAUGGAGCCAGAGGACUGCUGGAGAUUUCUCCAGCAGUAUCUCGCAAAGACAGGCAUCGCUAUUGAUGAGGAGGAUGUACGUGCGUCGAUCUCGGAUAUCAUCUCCCUUUUCCGAGAGCUUUCCAGUCUUCCUUCUUGGGGCAACGGCCGCGACGUCCAAACAAUCUCCAAGUCGAUCACGAGCACCACUUUUCGAAACGCAGGCAGCUCGACAGCGAAGGUAACCGUCUCGUAUUCGCAGAUCACGGGCUUCCUCACAACCUUCUUGACUGGACGAAGAGCGCGCUCAGUCAUUGGCAGUUCCAAGUCAACAAGACUAAAGCAGAAUGACCAGGCUUCGCAAGAUCUAGUCGAACGUCCACUUGCACUGGGAACCAAGCAGUCUACUGCAUCGGCCAAGGACACUUCCAAGAGUUCAAUUGCGACCGUUGACGAGCCUUUGCAAGCGUCCAAAGCGUCAGAUCAACGCGACAUAGGUGUCACCGACGCAAUCUGGGACCAACUCCAAGCUGACAAAGCAUCGGAAGAACUAGCUCGAAAGUCUAUGGACAAUGCUGUGGCUGCUACUGACGAGGAGAAUCGUGUGGCAGCCCGCGAAGCAGUUGUCCUCGCAAAUGAAGUCAAGAUCUUGGCAUCACAAAAGGCCAGAGACGGAGAGUUGCAGGAAUUCAAGCGCCGACACGAGGAAGCACGGCUCAAAGAGCUCGUUGCUCGGCGUGCAAAAGCAGAGGCUGACGAAAGGUUCAGAAAGGCCCGGGAGGAUGCCGAGCGGAAGCGGAAAGAGGAAGUACAGGUCCAAGUCAAAUUGAGAGAGAUGGGGGUUUGCGUUGCAGGAUUUCGUUGGAUCAAGCAAGCUGGUGGAUACAGAUGUGCUGGCGGGACGCAUUAUGUUUCGAAUAGCGAACUUGGGGUAUAA